Coregonus clupeaformis (lake whitefish) is the source of this 1838-nucleotide messenger RNA. RefSeq names its product transmembrane protein 17A-like. The transcript is spliced from 5 exons. Gene Ontology annotation, biological process: non-motile cilium assembly. The record is from RefSeq and is a predicted model, not a curated record. Lineage: Eukaryota; Metazoa; Chordata; Actinopteri; Salmoniformes; Salmonidae. Bases 145 to 873 code for a protein of 242 amino acids. Gene Ontology annotation, cellular component: ciliary transition zone.
UCAGGGACACAUACACUCUGUCUUCUGUUUCUACACACCAAUUUUUUUUCUUCUGUUUGUUUAAGAAUAACUUAAAUUUUUCUGGAAACACACACACACACAAACACACAGAGUGGUAGUGGUACAUGGUUGUAUUGGGCCACAAUGCCUGUGUUCUACUCCCCCAUACCCCAGAACCUCCGGAUGGGCCUGGCCUCCGUCGGUGGGUCUGUGUUCACUAACAACAGGACAGGGGACUUUAGCAGUGACUAUAACAAGGACCAGGAUGAUAAAACAGUCAAUGAGUUGGUGUCCCACCUGCCCCUUCAGAUGCUCCUGUACUUUAACAUGUUCUAUUUCCCAUGCUGGUGGGUCUCAGCUGUUCUCAUGCUGGAUCUAAAGUUGUAUUACCUGCCUGGGUACUACCAGGCUUUACUUGUGACUGGAGUGGUUCUGCUUACCAUCUGUGAAAUCACCAGGCUCUAUCUGGGCUAUGUCGGAAACCUCAAAGAGAAAGUACCAGAGCUGGCUGGGUUCUGGCUGAUCUCCUUCCUGUUCCAGCUGCCCAUCCUACUCUUCUUCCUGACUGACGAGGACAUCAUCAUCCUCCCUCUGGAGAGGGCCGUCCACUCCAUCUACCUCCUCUUCAUCCUCUCAGAGCUCCUGGCUUCCUUCUUCGCCCUCAGGGCCAUGACCAGGAAGUUAACCCUGCUAUUCCACCUCAGGCAGUUUGGGGAGGUGGAAAACCUUGACCAUCACCACCUCCACCACCUCCACCAUCACCACCUCCACCACCUCCGCCCAGCGGGGAAGAGCCCAGCCUUCGGCAUGCCAAAUUAUGGGAGGACUGUUCUGCCAAUGCCGCCAUACACCAAUAACGUUCACAGUCACUGAGAGAACACAGAGAGACAGCCAGGGACACUGUGCCUGGGUUGGAUGGGACUGGGAGAUGGGGUACGAUCUGGAGUUAAAGGUGUAGGGGUGAAUAGUUUAAUGUGGAAGAGAGUUGUUGUGAACACAGCCUUUAAAUGUUUUUCCAAAGAGGGAGGACGCUUUUGAAGUGUUCCAUGAUGUCCAAAAUAUUAUGCUGGAUUUUGUGAUCUUUAUGACAUGAUGAGUUGAUGCACUGUUUCAUAGUGGUUGUGUUUUCAUUUAUAGAUAUUUUUAAAAAUAUUGAACAUUGGUAGUAGUGAUAGCCAUAACAUAUUAGAACCACAUGGUGGCACUAAAUGACCAUAAGAGGGGUUAGUAAUAAACUGAAGAGCGUGGCAAAGUCCCAAUUGUAAGGCAGAAUAAUCACAGACUGUAGUGCUGCACAGAUACUGGUUAGAGAGCCUUUCUGAUUGUCUUUACAAGUGUAGCUUGUCUGAAGCUGUCAGACAGAUACAUUAAGGAGACAGACCAAUGGCAGCACAGUGUAAUAGAGCACUUGAGAAAAUAUGCUAGAUAACACAUCUCUAAUUAAUAUUAAUUCAAUUAAAAUCCUAUAAUUCAAUUAAAAUCCUAUAUGCCAAACAACAAGUUAUUUGGUUGGGAAGGAAGAAAGUGGUUCUCUUCAAAGAUUUAACAGUUUUCUUUCAAUAACAUAUUUCUAUUACGCAACUAAAGACGUAUAAUAACCAGCAUACAAGUAACCUUGCAUCAGACCACCGAUCCUAAAGGUUAUCUACAAAGAACACUAUGAUUGUAUAUCACUAAAUAGAAAUCACAGCCUCAAUGCGUUUCGAGUCAAGCUUAUCUCUCUCUAGCCGUGGUUCCACCUUGCAUUAACAUGUGGUUGUCCUCAUCAGAUCAAGAUUUGUUGCGUCUACACAUGGUAAUAAAAUGUGUCUCUUGUCUUCGUUCAUAUUGUGACCAGA